CUGCAACAUGUCCCUCGUCUUCAUCCACUUCAUUAUAUCCCUGCUGCUCUCAGCAACCCAUGGGCACGGCGGGGUGUGGAAUUAUUCGAUUGCAGGCGACUGGCGACCUGGGUAAGUACAACACAUCUGAAUGUCGUCCAGUCGCCUUCAUGAAUGGGUUCAAGCUGGACCAGUUAAGAUUGGCAUUCGACCUGAGCGUGGAAGCCCCGAUUGAUAAAACCCCGUGUAACUAUAGAUUCUUCCCCUAUUAUCCCGCCGAGGGGCAAUCAUCCAUCCAACGACACUGGAUUGACUUCAGCCCCAUCGUCGACAGCGAGCACGCCACGCUGGUCUGCAACAACCCCGGCAGCUAUGCCGAAGAGUACGCAACCAUCGACGCCGGCGCCGAGAUCAAAGCAUACUUCAGAGGAUGGCCUCACGAUAUUGGCGCCGUCGUUGUGUGGAUUGCGUACUGCGGCCCGGAACCGACGGCCUGUUCGUCUUUCAACGGCACCGGCAGACACUGGUUCAAGAUUGACCAAGCCAGCCUGUUGUCGGGCACGGUCCGAGACGGGGUGUGGGCGCAGAAGAGGUUGAUUGCCGACAAUUACACCUGGACCGCGACAAUCCCGGAAAGGCUCAAGGGAGGCGCAUACCUGAUCAGACACGAACUUAUCUCGCUACAUGUGCCAUUCACUCCAGAAUUCUAUCCUGAAUGUGCGCACUUGAAUGUGGUUAGUUCUUGGGACGAGACCCCCGGCGAGGAGUAUCUGGCAUCUAUCCCUGGAGUUUGGUCGAAAGACGAUCCUGAACUUCAUCUCAAUAUCUACGAGGAGCCAACUUCAAACCGGACAGAGUGGGCAGUCCCUGGGCCUCCAGUCUGGAGAGGAUCUGGGGAAUAACUCGGAGGCGGCCGCAUUGUACGUAGCAGCAGCAGGCAGGGAGCACCGUAUGUUACGGCAGACCAGACUCCCUUAUGCAUGGAGAAGCAAUGCGGGCGUGUUGUAUUGCGAAGCGUUAAUCUCGGCGGUUCACGUUACCCUCUUGAAGACAUCUGGAUGGUGGAAGACUUAAGCGAUAUUAGAGCAACAGAAUCAGAUCUUGGGAGAACAGAGCUUGCUGGUUAAGGCGGACAAUCAACAUGCUUUCACAUGGUCUCUAUGCAAGUCCCAGGGUUGAGGCCCAUUAUUUGUAUGUCAUAUUGACCUAUCUGAGCUUGCUGAGAUAUCAGGU
Molecule: messenger RNA, 1212 nt
Organism: Parathielavia appendiculata
Lineage: Eukaryota; Fungi; Ascomycota; Sordariomycetes; Sordariales; Chaetomiaceae
Product: lytic polysaccharide monooxygenase
Exons: 2
Coding region: 60-881 (273 amino acids)
Source: RefSeq, a predicted model, not a curated record